Molecule: messenger RNA, 2342 nt
Organism: Trifolium pratense (red clover)
Lineage: Eukaryota; Viridiplantae; Streptophyta; Magnoliopsida; Fabales; Fabaceae
Product: protein DYAD
Exons: 8
Coding region: 434-1843 (469 amino acids)
Biological process (GO): reciprocal meiotic recombination; meiotic sister chromatid cohesion; meiotic cell cycle
Source: RefSeq, a predicted model, not a curated record
ACCGUAAAAUUGUCUAACCACACCGUGAAACCAAACAUACACUAAACUAUACAUGUAUAUAUUGAUCUAGUCGGUGGGAAGAAACGCCGUUUAAUAACAUGACAUACAAACUUAUGAAGUCAAAGAAACGAAGCCCAAAAUUAUGAUUAAAUGAUUUCAGCAUUGUGGGGUUUUGGCGGUUAGGGUUUAAUUGCGAGAGAGAGAGAGAGAGAAAAAAGAGUAGAAAAAGAAAAAACAAAAGAAAAGUGAUUCAUUUUCUCUUACGUUAUUUAGGAGCAGCAGCAGCAACUACGUCUUUCGUUUCUUUCAACGUUUGGUGUCGUCGCGCACUGUGUUGUCGGCCACACUUUCUCUCUUUUAUGUACCAAUUGGCUUCUGGAUUGUACGAAGAUUGACAAAAGCACUUGUGAUAGUUUAACUUAGAGCUGCAGGGAUGGAUAAGUGGGGUGUUAAUCAUCAACAGGCAUUCAUUGGUUGGCGUGGGAAAAGAGGAAGAAAUUUUUCUGCUGUUACUAAUGCGCAAGAGGAAUCAGACAACGAUGAAGAGAAAGAACAAGAAGUAACUAUUAAAAAUGAACCUAUUUUUUUUCCAGAUAUUAGGAAAAGGAAGUGCCUCAGCCUUAGUCAGCUUAGAGAGGGGAAAGAGGAGUCGUCUGGGAUGCUUGGUCAGCUUAGUGAAGUGAAAGUAGAGUCUUGUGAGAAGUUUAUUCCGCUUAGAGAGGUGAAAGAGGAGUAUUGUGGCAUGGAAAGCAGUAGCAAGAAUAAGAGAACGAAGCCUGUUGUUAAGGACAGAUGGUCAAGCGAGAGGUACAAGUUGGCUGAGCAAACCAUGUGGGAAGUUUUGAAGGCAGAAGGUGCGACUUUUGAAAAUCCGAUAACCCGACCUGCACUAAGAGCAGCUGCCCGUAAAUUCAUUGGUGAUACUGGACUUUUAGACCACUUACUGAAGCACCUUAGUGGUAAAGUGGCCCCUGGAGGCACUGAUCGGUUCCGAAGAUGGCACAACACCGAGGGAGUCAUGGAGUAUUGGUUGGAGAGGGCUGACUUGGAUAAGGUCCGCCAGGAGGCUGGAGUGCGUGACUGCUACUGGGUACCACAUUCCGCUGAUAGGGCAAUCCUUGCCCCUUAUCAGGAUACUGAUUCUUCUGGUGAAUUGGAACUGCUUAAAAAAGAAAUGGCUCAAAUGAAGAAAGAUAUGCAGGAGCUCAUUGCCAAGAAGGAAAAGAAAAUUGAAAGUAACUUGAUGGAGGAGACUUGCAAGGAAUUUGGGAAGUGGAAAGCUAUAACUGAUCAUCGCCUUACUGAAAUCAUGGCUUCUGUGAAGAAUUUGCAGGGAAAUUAUGGUGAAUUGAUGAAUUGGAAAACUGAAGUGGAGAAACAUCUUAUGGAUAUAACAGAAAAAUUGAACGAUCUUCAAGCAGCAAGAGAAUGCACCACUUUUAGUCCUCCUUCAGACAAAUGGAAAGAAUGGUUAGCAGGCCCUAACCCAAAUAAUUUUCAGGAGGAUGAUGCAUUGGCAACUUGGAUUGGGAGUUCAGAGCCGCUUAAUGUUCCACAAGAGUGUUUGCCUGAAUAUCCCUGCGCAGGCAUGCUAACUCAGCCACUCAAUGAAGAACCCACUAACAAGAAGAGUGAUGCUGAGGAGCUGAUGCCCACAAUGCAAGAGGAUCAAAAUAAUGUCACCCCAGAUUCAUCUACAACUGUUAAUUCAAAGGCAGACAUUGACAACUCAUUGAUAAUGUUUCAGGAGAUGUUUAUGGAUUUAUUCAAAUGGAAAGAAAAAAUGGAGCAGCAGCUGCUGGAUGUAUCAAACACUGUAUAUGGCAUGCUAGCAAUGAAGUAGACAUUGCUUUGAGGUAUCAGGACUAGGAUAUGAUCAUAACCACCUUUACUUGACAACUUUUUCUUUACUCUCAAAGCUGGUAGAGUUUACAUAUCGUACAGCAUUAACAAUCUGAUACUGGAAAUCUUUUCCAACCGCUAAGUUCAUGGAAGAGGUUGAAACUUGAACCUUACCUGCUUGUUGAGCUGCAAAUUGUUGAUAUGUUUGACUUCCUUUUACAGUACAGUUUGUUCUAAUUUUAGGCAGGUCUACAGCAGGAUUGAAAUUGGUUGUAUUAUUGACUUGUUGGUUAAGAUUACCAGUUCCUUUUAGUACAGGUCCUUAGGUAGGCUUUACCCGUAUUUUACAUAUUAGCUAUGCGAUGCGAAUUUGUACUUCAAAAUUUAUUUGGGGGACAAGUUGCUAUAUUUAUAUAUAGAAUUUCUACAAUAUCACAUAGCAUCUUGUGGGUGUCUAUCAGUGUGAAUUACAAAAUGUACGUAGUCUCGGACGGUUGUUA